AUGGUGAACAACACCGUGAAGACGAACUGCCGAGUAGCCAGGGAUGGCAAGCUGUCGCUGGACGAGCUGCUGGCAGCUGCGCAUGCACACCACGAAGAAACCGAGUGGACCCGCGAGAGGAUCUUGUCCUGCCUCCAUACGUAUGAUCAGAACGGCGACGGCAUGCUGGACAGAACAGAGUGGCAGGCUGCGUGCGAAGGCGCCAUUUGGUGGCAAGCGGCAUGUGAAGGUGCCUUAUGA
Symbiodinium sp. CCMP2592 is the source of this 240-nucleotide messenger RNA. The record is from the annotation of a GenBank genome assembly. Lineage: Eukaryota; Dinophyceae; Suessiales; Symbiodiniaceae.